This is a messenger RNA of Pelobates fuscus (common spadefoot toad), 1451 nucleotides long. RefSeq names its product glucosamine-6-phosphate deaminase 2 (gene GNPDA2). The record is from RefSeq and is a predicted model, not a curated record. The transcript has 7 exons. The coding region runs from base 97 to 924 and encodes 275 amino acids. Gene Ontology annotation, biological process: carbohydrate metabolic process; N-acetylglucosamine catabolic process; N-acetylneuraminate catabolic process. Lineage: Eukaryota; Metazoa; Chordata; Amphibia; Anura; Pelobatidae. Gene Ontology annotation, cellular component: cytoplasm. Gene Ontology annotation, molecular function: glucosamine-6-phosphate deaminase activity; identical protein binding.
CCAGCAUCAGCUGAAUAAGUUGCAGGGUGACAGGCUUCGCCCCUUCCAUUAUCCUAAAACAUAUAUGCUGUCCAGCCUGAAUUUCUCAAUAGAAAAAUGAGACUAGUUAUCCUUGAUGAUUAUGCUCUGGCUAGUGAGUGGGCUGCAAAGUACAUUUGUAAUCGUAUCAUUCAGUUUAAUCCUGGACCGGAUAAAUACUUUACAUUGGGUUUACCCACAGGAAGCACACCAUUAGGUUGUUAUAAAAAGCUGUUAGAAUACCACAAAAAUGGCGACCUGUCCUUUAAAUAUGUAAAGACCUUUAAUAUGGAUGAAUAUGUAGGGCUUCCCAGAGAUCACCCCGAAAGCUACCACUCAUACAUGUGGAAUAAUUUCUUCAAACACAUUGAUAUUGACCCUAAUAAUGCUCAUAUCCUCGAUGGGAAUGCUACAGAUCUACAGGUGGAAUGUGAUGAAUUUGAGAGAAAAAUUGAAGAAGCAGGUGGAAUUGAACUGUUUGUUGGAGGUAUUGGUCCAGAUGGCCAUAUUGCCUUUAAUGAACCUGGUUCAAGUUUGGUAUCCAGGACAAGGCUAAAGACCUUGGCUAUGGACACUAUUUUAGCAAAUGCUAAAUAUUUUGAUGGAAACCUUUCAAAAGUUCCAACAAUGGCGUUGACUGUUGGUGUUGGUACAGUAAUGGAUGCCAGAGAGGUGAUGAUCCUUAUAACUGGAGCACAUAAAGCAUUUGCAUUAUACAAGGCAAUAGAAGAAGGUGUAAAUCAUAUGUGGACGGUUUCUGCAUUUCAACAACAUCCACGUACCAUUUUUGUCUGUGAUGAAGAUGCUACUCUAGAAUUAAGAGUUAAAACUGUUAAAUAUUUUAAAGGCUUAAUGCAUGUACAUAAUAAACUUGUGGACCCACUGCACAGCAUGAAGAAAAACUGAAGUGAAAAUGCUUUGGAAAACAUAGCUCCACAUUAGCUAUGCAAUAUUACUGAAUUACAAAAUCUGUACUGGUCAAUUCAACAUUCCACAUUAUUUUUAUUUAGUUAUCUUGGUGUAUUUCCCUUCAAAGCUUUAUAUAAAUAAUGGUGUCUGUUGCUUACAACAGAUUGUUUAAACAUUGAAUUUAAAAAAAAAAUGCACUCAUUAAAUAUGAGGAAUCUAACACCAGUUACCUACCAAUUUACAGUGGACUAAUAUGUUCAAUUCUACCAGUCUAUCCAUUUACUUUGAACAAUGGUCAAUGUAUAGUAUUAUUAUUGUUUAUUAUUUCUGAAUGUGUACUACAGCAACAAUGACAUUUAAAUUACAUGGACAUAUUGCACAAUGCCUGUAAUCAGGUCUUUCUUUUCAUAUGCAGCUCUUACCAUAUUCAAUUUUUUUAAUUUGUAUUUUGAAGCAUUUAAAUGUAGAAAUAACUUCUUAUGAAUCGCAAAUGCCUUGAUUUACAAUAAACUGACUGGCCUGAU